AUGUACGGUAUUUUAAUUUGUUUCAGGAGAGAAAUCCAGUUGAUGGCCUGUGCUGCCAUUAUGAUCGCAUGCAAACACGAGGAGCGCCAAGUCCCGCAACUUAGUGAGUUCCUGUAUAUAACUGACAAUGCCUAUGCUAAAGAUGAGUUCCUCGAUGCUGAGCGGCGUCUACUGAUGACGAUUGAUUUUGCAGUUCAUAGGCCCAAUCCCUACAUCUUUCUUAGGCGAUAUGCACGGGUAACUAUUUUCUAUCUGUCUUAUUAA
Molecule: messenger RNA, 264 nt
Organism: Protopolystoma xenopodis
Lineage: Eukaryota; Metazoa; Platyhelminthes; Monogenea; Polystomatidea; Polystomatidae
Source: the annotation of a GenBank genome assembly